AAAUGACGUAGUGUGAAUGAUGAGCUGUGCAAUUGUAUUAUCUUGGUGAGAAGGCCGGUCGUUAGUUGCACCCUGGAUAGGUGCACGCAACAUCAAUGACUAAAGAAGUCUUCUCAGAGUUCUGAUAUGAUUAGGCAAGCGGAGGAGAAAACACCCAAUUCAUUCAUUCUGGCUAUCAGAAAGAACUUGUCCAGCGUCAGUCCUCGCCCCAUACUCCUCGCAGACCGUACCGAUGACAACAGGCGUCUCUGCAGAAGCGGUUAUAAACGUCUAGCUCGCACCCCAUCACCAUGUUCAAGGCCGGCAUGGACGCCCUGUCCAGGCGCAGGCAGAAUGGUGAAUGGCGGGCGGACCAGGAUUUCGAGGAAACUGAACUGUACUAUGCUGAAAAGGGGCUGGGUAUCCCUCGCCAGACUAGUCGCCGACUCCCCGGGCAAGUGCCUUCCGAUGGUCCAAGCCGAAGCACACUCGUUCCGCACACAACGAACUUGGUCCUGGACAUCCUCCCUGGCCAGGAAUAUCGAGACACGAAUCCGAGAGGCCGAGCAGGCCUACGUUCGCUGACUGGUGUACACCGGCAUACAGCAGGGACAAGAGCCGCACACACAAUCCAAAGAUCAUCCGCAUUACCUCGACCACGCCUUCACGUGACGGGGCACACGACACGUAGUCAAACCUCGUCCGCGUUACAUCGCCACACUCACCUGCCGCAAGCUGGGAUUGGAGUGCCUCUGCAGUCCCAGCAGCAGCAGCAGCAGCAGCAGGACCAGCAACAACAUCUGCCGCUGCCGCUGCAACAACAUCAACAGCAACACCAUCCGCUGCUUCAGCAGCGGCAGCAUCAACCGCAACUGCAGGAACAGCAACAGCAGCAACAGCUGCAACAUCAUCGGCAGCAGCAGCAGCAGAACCAGCAGCAUUAUCUGCCACUGCCGCUGCAACAACAUCAACAGCAACAACAUCUGCUGCGUCUGCAGCGGCAGCAUCAAAAGCAACUGCAGGAACAGCAGCAACAUCAGCAGCAGCAGCAGCAGCGGCAGCAGCAACAGCAGCAGCCAACUAUCGGGCAAGCAGCAGUCGGCGAGCCCGUAACGUUCCACCCGGAGGUACUCGGCUCCGUUUACGGGCACCAGCAAAGAUCAAGGCCUCCCAUGCAAGUGGUGGACGUUGCUCUUGGCGAGGAUUAUGCUCGGAGGGGAAAUGACGAGACCUUCACGCGUCUGUACGACAAACAAGCGGCACGUAUGGGAGUCAGAAUGCCGUCUUGGGAGAUUCGCCUGCAAGGCAACCCACAGCUGAUCGACCAGUACCUAGCAGCCAUGAUGGGACGGACAGUGCAACAGGGAAAUGCUCAGGUGGCUGCGGGGCAAGAGCCACACGUGCAGUCGUUCAGUCACCAGUACGCACAAGAACACCCGCAUGGAGAGUCAGCUCGGGACCCGACACACCAAGACGCACAGCCGCCCGGAGAACCGGUAAGGGACCAUCGCGAAGCGCCGAGGAACCAGCCGCCAUUUCAAGUCCUUGACAUGUCUGGUCAAGGAUUGCAAGAACUUCCUGCAGCGGAGAAAGGUGUCGUCUUCGGGUCUAUGACGCUGCAGAAGAACUGUCUCAAGUCCCUUCACAAGCUCUGGAGUUUCCCGCUCCUUCUGUACCUGGACGUGAGUGGUAAUCAGCUGAGGUCCCUGUCUGGAGUGCAGGAGCUGCGUGCACUUCGGGUGUUGAAGGCAACACGGAAUAGUAUCGAACGGAUCAGCCACAUUGAGGACCUGGCGCAAUUGCGCAUCCUGUCACUGGGACACAACAAGAUCGAAUACAUCGAGGGCUUGAACAGACUUGUGCGUCUGGAAGCCCUCCAUCUCUCCAGGAAUAGGAUUUCGGUGCUGAGCGGUCUUCGUACCCUUGGCAACCUCAGGGAACUGCACAUGAGGCGAAACAAGCUGACUCACGUGCUGCCUAACAGCGGAAUAUCAGAUUGCCUAUGGCUGGAGUUCGUGGAUAUAAGCUACAAUCGGAUACAGGAGUUGAAAGAUAUCGAAGGUGUGUUCCCGUUGCCAAAUCUUGGUCAUCUUGUGACCAAGGGCAACCCGUUCACAGAGUGUGAGAACUACAUGGAAGACGUGGUGUGCCAGAUCAGGUCUUUGUGGCGCGUCGACAGUACGGAUGUGAAUCCGGAAGACCGUGAGAAGGCGCUGUCCCAGAGGGAAACGAGUGAGAUUAUAGAGCAGGACUUGAAGCGGCGGAAUGUGCAAGUGCUGACGUUUGAAGCGUCCCGCACCCUGGCCGCAACGCACUGGGAAACCGAACACGCGACGGCAACCAGGCAAAGACCGGGAGAUCCUGGAAAGGCUCGCUCCUGCGCUCAGCUGCCGGAUGAUGAAAACCAGCCGCCUGCAUUCGCAUACGAAAUCCAAGGCACGCAAGUUCAUCUCUGUGGCUGUGGUUCGUUGAAACUCUACGCAAAUCGUCCAAGCGACGGCGAGCCACAGAAGGUGGACACCAUGCUCAUCGAGCUGAUGUCCAUGGGCGAGAUUCUCUAUCAACUUGACCUCAUCACGCCAAUUUGCAAGAAUGUUCAGACUCUUCAAUUGACCAAUACUCAUUUGGAAACCUUGCCGCAGCUGAAUUCACUCGCACGGGCUUUCCCCAGUCUUCAGUCAUUGAUAAUCGACACGGAGGGGAAUCCGGUGACGAAUAUCUCCUAUUGGAAAGAGUACACCAUCUACGCAUUCAGUCAGCACCAGCUCUGCGAUUUCAAUUAUGAAGAGAUUACGGAUGCCCAGCGAACGCAAGCGCAGGCAUCGUUCCGCACACUAUCCAGUGUCCUGGAUGCCACGUACGCCUGCUCAUUGCACCACACAGCAGGAGCAGCAGCAGCAGAAGCAGUAGCAGCAGAAGCAGCAGUAGCAGCCACAGAGGAUGCGACUGCCACCGACCAAGAUAGUCAGACAGUGAGCAAGGAGCGUGCACUGGACGAAUCGGUGCAUGACCUGGGCCCUAUCGUGGAUGGAGCGCAAGCGAAAGAAGAGGAUGGUCAACCUGGGAAUACGGCUGAGCAAGGUGUGCAAGGCCCGAAGCCUUCAGAGCUAUCCAAACUGCCUCACUUCGCGCCAAUUAUGCAGAUGCCCGGGCCAGCAACUGAUCUGCAGGUCGAUUGUUCCCCGCUAGAAGCUGUGAUUCAGUCAAGCGUGCUGCGUCUACGUGUGGAGCACACAUUCAGAGAACUUUGGCCAAGCUUGGCGCAAGACAUGGUGCUGGAUAAGCUGCUGGAAAUGUGGCAUGUGGCCGAGUACGAACGUAAGAAGCGAGAGUUCCUGUUCGAUGAUCGGAAGCCUGACUAGCUUCUGCCAGACUCUACAGUACAGACCUUGAAACGAUCCGCUCAUUGUCUGUACAAGCAUUGCACAGUAUCCGUUUGCAGUUGCUAGUCAAGGCUGUGAAGGAACACCAUCAUAACAAUACCCACCAUCUCCUAGUGAAAAAACCCACUUGAACAUCGUGAUCACCAGAAAUGUUCAAUUUGCAAACUUGAUUCAUCUCCGUUUUUAUAAACCGAUUCCACGCAGACUAUGGCGUCCCUGCUUCUUGGUCUCCUCGCUAGCCUAGAUUUCCAUCCAACUAUCAUAAUUAUUGAGUUAAUAUCAGGCAAUGUUAUUUAAAAUACAUCUUCGCCUAUGUAGACAAAGUGUCUCAGGUCCUUGCUGCAAAAUGGUGCUCAAUACCCUAAUACGGGCAGAGUGUGCUACAUAAGGCAGAGCAACAGCCACCAGCAUCUUUCCUGUGACUCUGAGGUUAUGCGAUACACGUCAUAUAGUACGUUUGCCACACCAAAUUCUUCUAUAUAAGGGUUUCUGUACGCGCUUUGGGCAUUUUGCCACCCCAACUGGCUCCUAUAAUAAAUGGCGGAUUUGACGUGAUCGCAUAACCUUUUACACAGUGCUGAUCACUAAGUCUGAUCAUGUGAGUCGAUGCCGUGGCCUACGCUGUGCUGCACCUGCAACUGUGAAGACCAUGGUGUAAACAGGUGCGUAGUGUAGAGGUAGACUUCUUCAGUCAUGUGACAGGAUUUCAUUUUACAUAUCCACUCGGUUUAUCGCAUUCCCAACUCGUCACAACCACGCGCUCUCAGCCGAACCACACAGA
Sycon ciliatum is the source of this 4143-nucleotide messenger RNA. RefSeq lists its product as uncharacterized. Bases 291 to 3341 code for a protein of 1016 amino acids. The record is from RefSeq and is a predicted model, not a curated record. The transcript is spliced from 14 exons. Gene Ontology annotation, molecular function: protein binding. Gene Ontology annotation, cellular component: cytoplasm. Lineage: Eukaryota; Metazoa; Porifera; Calcarea; Leucosolenida; Sycettidae.